This is a messenger RNA of Triplophysa dalaica, 2532 nucleotides long. It is a transcript of the gene brat1, whose product is annotated as BRCA1-associated ATM activator 1. The record is from RefSeq and is a predicted model, not a curated record. Lineage: Eukaryota; Metazoa; Chordata; Actinopteri; Cypriniformes; Nemacheilidae. The transcript is spliced from 13 exons. Gene Ontology annotation, biological process: positive regulation of protein phosphorylation; cell population proliferation; DNA damage response. Bases 14 to 2476 code for a protein of 820 amino acids. Gene Ontology annotation, cellular component: nucleus.
GUUGUUCGGUGCCAUGGACAGUGAGUGCUUAUCCUUUCUACCAAGGAUUUGUGUGGCUUUGGCAGACCCGAGGCAGUCUCCCCCUGAUGAUACCUCUUUGGAGAAACUGUUGGAUUGGUUUAAAGAUCUUCCCAACCAAAGGAACGUUAAUGGAGAGUGUCUUCUGCAGCAACAACCGUGUCUUUUGGAGUUCAUAUCCAGCGUUUGUAAAUGUAAAGAUACAGAUCAUGCGAUCCUGUCGUUCACCCUCAAACUCACUGGACUUCUGGCUGCCACCGAGCAAUGCUUCAGCCUGCUUGAGGAGGGAGGUCUGCUUGCGUGCGCGUUCGAGCGCGGAGGCUGGUGCGCGCCUGAUCUCUGGCACGAACCUUCAGUGCGCAGUGGUUGGCUGCAGGGCCUGUUGAAUACGCUGAACCAUCGGAAAGCUCUCGAAUUCAUACGUGAAAAUGGACUCAUCAAAGUUCUUCUCCAUCUGCAGAAUGACCCGAGUCUGUUCGUCAGCUCUUUAGCCAAUGAGGUUUUGGUGAAUAUUCUAAACUUCAUGACAUCAUCAAAGAUGAGCAACAGCAGUGAUGCUGCGGGUUCAGCGCAGUGUCCUCUGGGCCCUGAUUGGGUCUCGGUGUCUUCAGAGAUCAUUAGAGCUGGGGUCGAAGCAUUGGGCUCAGAGAAACAUCCUCAGGUCGUCCAGGGCUUAAAGCUGCUGUCAUUGGCUCUCUCUCAGUGUGGAGAGCCAAUCAGAAGCAUGCUGUGGAAAGAUGUCCUGGUACCUAUGGAGGUCUUGAUUAAUGGGGGAUCUGGUUCAUUGACGAUGCCUCUCAUGACUGUCCUUCAAGCCGCUGUGAGAACUCCUCUACUCAGUCAAUCAGAUUGUAAAGUGAAGGAAUUAAUGGAAGCCAUGUUGGGUGCAGGAAAUGGAAAGGACUGUUUUCAGUGUGCAGUGCUUGUCGUAACGCUGGAGAAAUGUCCUGAGGUGUUAAAAAGGAAGGCCAUCAAUAUCAUCUUGCUCCCCUUGCGUCGCUUGUCGACACAGCUUCAAGAAAUAGCAGAAAAGGAGCUGGAAAUAGUCUUGGUGAAACAGCUGUCCCAGAAAUCCUCAUGCAUCUCUUUGCUCCUGCAGAGUUUAUCAGGCAUAACAGAGCUGGCACACACAAGAUAUCCAUUUGAAGACAUACCAUCAGUCAACCGCUCUGUGAUGCUACUCCUGAGGAUUUGCUCUGGACAUCUCCCAUCCUUUUCACUGCAUAGUAUUGCAUUGACUCACCUGAUUGGCUGCUGCAAGGUUCAGAGGUGUGGCCUGGAUACAUUAGGUGCCCUCAGUGUUUAUAAAGAAAAUGUGGAUUUGCGGCAUGAAGUGUUUGGUGUCCUCUUGGAGUAUCUACAGAAUCCAGAUUCCCAUGCCACGGUUUUAAAGAAGACACUUCAGGCUGCCGUGAGGUGGAUCGAAGUCUGUUCACCUUUUCCCGAUCUGCUUCAGUUGAUCAGCCGUGAUCUCUUCCCUGCUUUGGAGAAACGCACUUGUGAUGUGCGAUGGGAAGUGAGAGACUCUACGCUAGAGUUUAUCGCUCAAAUGACAUCUGCCCUUCGUGGUAACACUGGUUACGCGGAAGUUCUGCACACCAGCGGCAUGUUCUCCAUUCUUCUGUCCUCUUUAGCAGAUGUUGAAGGCUACGUCAGGGCUAGUGCCGUGGGUGCCGUCGGGGAAGCGGUUACCUUUCUCGUCCAACAGACGGAGCUUCUUCUGGAGGAGAUUGUAACAAAAAUGAUGGCCAUUCUUUCUCAAGACACGGAAGGCUUCCCUCGGAGAGCUGUGGUCAAAGCCUUCACAUCGUGGCUGAAAGGAACACACCCCCUCCCAGCUCUGGACCAAUCCCUGAGCACCGUACUGUCAUUGGGAGGCAACGACUUUGACUGGGAGGUCAAAAUACACACACUGGAGCUAGCAGAUGUGUUAAUAGAGAAAACGCUGACGUGCUAUCCGUACGCCGUCCAGAUCUCAAGUUCACCAGAUGAGACGGCCUUGACGCAAGCUCUGCGCAAACUCAAAGAUCUCGGCCUGUUGGAUUUGCUGCUUAACAGCUUGUUUGACUGUGAUAGGCCGGUGUGUGAGAAAGCUUGCUCACUCUUACUCAAGCUUAGGACACUUGCUGUUGACAUUGAUCGCAGCGAUGUUGUUUUGGAUGUCUGUGGUAACAGAUGGGGCGAUGAGGUUGGGAGUCGAUAUCUCAACCAACUGCAGGCAAAGCGGUCUUUGUGUGUGAUUAAUGGAGCUAAAGAGACUUGUGAGAAACUGGACAGCGAUCUACUGAGCAUCAAGGAGAUUAGUUUGCCCAAUGUGAUGCGGUUAUUGGAUCUCGACUCUAUGCAGAGGACUUUAACCUUGAGUAGUGAUCAUGUAGUGAAUUCUCCACGAUCGCUAAUGGAGGACAUUCUUUUAUCUGUCCAGCAGACGGAGGAGAAUAUAGUAGAUUGCUAUUGAGAAUAUGCUAUAUGUUUUUAUAAUACAGAGAUAAAUAAAUAACCUUGUGAUGAUAA